CGUACCAGGGCAUUUGGGGGCACUAUGAGCGGUUCACCAUGAAGUAUUAUGAAUUUAUCAAUUGACUAGAAGUUUUUCGGCUUCGUUUUACCUAUGAAUGUUUUUUGUUCAACUAUCUAUUGUUUUUCACUGUUUAUAUAACCACUCUUUGUAAAUGGCCUUUCCAUGCAUCAUAUAAAUGUCUCUUUUGUAAUUGCCUUCAUGUUAUCCUUCAGUUAAUCCUCCUUUUGUGUUCAUUCAGGUUAUACGGUUCUCCAAAAUCAAAAGCUUUUGGUAUUAUUUUCAUGUCUUAGUUUGCUUCAUAUUGUAUUGAAAUAUUAUCUUUGGUUUUCUUAAAGAUCUUGUUAUUUUGUUCUGUCAUUACUUUUAUCUCUGGAAUAGAUACGGAUCCAGCUGUAAAUAAUGAAUUUUUCAAACGUGCCGAAAGAACUCUCCCAUUUGAACGUGUUCUUAAGAUGUGCUUCGGAUCACUCGGCGAAAAAUCCCACUAUCACAUACUACUGUCUGCUGCAUGCAUUUCAAAAAGGUUUAAGUCUGAAUCAAAAAUCACCCCCUAUCAAAGCAUUUUUAACAACUCUCAUGGAUAAGUUAGAAGAACUAAAGAAAAGUAAUUCAAACUGUGAAGAAAUUACGAAUGAAACUGUUGGGAUUCCUUAUGUUGAACAGUAUGCUCUCAAGUUGUUUGAUGCUGCUUACCAAAGGGAUAUAAAUUCCGACUUCGGACCUGCUACUGUAAAAUUAUUUCUUUCAGCUGCUACGCUCUUAGACGUUGUUUCUGGAGUUGGAGAAGUAGGUGAUGAUAUCGAAAAGACUAGAAAGUAUGCCAAAUGGAAGGCCGUUUACAUCAGCAAAUGCUUGAAGUCUGGCGAAGUUCCAGUAGCUGGUCCUAUUCCUAACACCGAAGCUGCUUACACCCCAAAUAUUUCUGGACUAACAGAUACAAAUGAUCUCUUCAAUAAUGAAACAAAUCAACAACCUCAUGAAAUCCCCACCACUUGCAUACCUGAACAACCGCCUAAUCCUGAUCCAUCUCCAUCUGAAUAUAAUAUUACAACAAAAAAGUGGUUGAAUGUAGAAAAAGAUAUCAAAUGUGCAUUGAGUGCAUCAAAUUACCAGGAUAGAGAAACAACCGUGAAAUACUUGAAGCAAGCAUUAAAAUCACUUGGAGUUGAUGUCUAAAUUUUAAAAUGGUGUUUUAACUUUUAAUUUACGAUGCACAGAUGUAUUUUAUAGUGAUUGGAACAUCAUCCCUUUUAUGUGAUAUUUUCUGAGAAUUUAUUUAUUACUGGUAUUUUAACAAGGUAAGCUACAAAUAUUAUGAUGGUUAGAAGAACACGUACCGUUCUGAUUUUAUUUACGUCCAAUUUUUAAAAGGAAAAUACAUCAGAUAAGUAAUUCUAUGGGUUGUGAUUAGUUGAGGCAUUUUAUUUUUUGAGACUGUCACAUCGUUCCAGGGGAUUCAAUUGCAUGACUUUUCUACAUGUUUAGGAGUAGUGGUUAAUUUUUUUGGUAUCGGAUAGAAAAUCCAAUGGAUGAUUUGUUGAACGAAUUCCGUAUGUAUCUUAUUCUUUAUAGUAGUUACAGCUCUUGAUUUAGUGUUUCUUAUGAUUGGACUACUGCUUUAUGUAUUAGGUUGCAAAUGAAAGAAACAUAUUCUGCGUGUUUUACAGGUAAUCUUUGCAAAGUUAUUUUUAUUUGGUUUGCAGUUAGGCAUCUUUCUAAGGUAGAAAACUUUCUAUAUUCAUUUAAACAAUAAACAUAUCACCCAAUGGUGCACAUGAGCUCCAGUACCCUGAGGAAACAAAUUGCGUAUGAACCUAUUGUUGGUCACCGGCUAUCACGCGACUGAAUCUCC
Molecule: messenger RNA, 1855 nt
Organism: Schistosoma rodhaini
Lineage: Eukaryota; Metazoa; Platyhelminthes; Trematoda; Strigeidida; Schistosomatidae
Source: the annotation of a GenBank genome assembly